Hibiscus syriacus is the source of this 866-nucleotide messenger RNA. RefSeq lists its product as uncharacterized. The record is from RefSeq and is a predicted model, not a curated record. The transcript is spliced from 2 exons. Bases 113 to 622 code for a protein of 169 amino acids. Lineage: Eukaryota; Viridiplantae; Streptophyta; Magnoliopsida; Malvales; Malvaceae.
CUAUAUUUAAGUUGGUGGUGGUGUGGUUCUCUAUAAAGAUACUACACCAUACUUUCUCCUCUCUGCCCAAAUACCUUCCUUUUUCUUCCUCUGAAACUGCUGCCGAAGAAGAAUGGGAAACUGUCAAGCCACUGAUGCAGCAACUCUGGUUCUUCAGCACCCGUGCGGGAAGAUAGAGAGAUUCUAUUGGCCUUUGAGUGCUCGUGAAGUUAUGAAGAUGAACCACGGUCACUAUGUGGCUCUGCUUAUAUCCACCACCUUUUAUCACUCGAAUCCUCGUAACAACGAUAAAGCUCCACGGUCACAACAAACGAAUGCAAGCCCUGUUCGCUUGACCAGGAUUAAGCUUCUUCGACCGACGGAUACUCUUCUUCUCGGUCAUGUUUACAGGCUCAUCACCACUCAAGAGGUUAUGAAAGGAUUGAAUGCGAAGAAUCAUGCAAAGACGAAGAAGAACCAAGAAUCUGCGGCCGAGAGAUCAUAUGAGAAGGCUGCUGGUCAGAGAUCUGAACCGGAUAAGGUGAGCAAACAUGAAAGACAGCGAUCGAGGUCGAACUCUGCGGCCAGAUCAAAGACUUGGCAGCCUUCAUUAUACAGCAUCACCGAGGCUACAACAACCUGAGGAUAUUUUUCAUGUUUUUUUUGCCACAUUAAAUUGCUGCAUAAGAGACAUAAAAGAACCCCCCAAGCUUCUUUUUUUUAACAUGUAAAAAACCAAUACACGCAGUUUCUCUCACUUUAGGAUCCAUAUGUAGUCUAGGGAAACCCAGAGAAAUUACCAGACCUUUCUUCAACCUGCAGAUCUUGUACAUCCAAAAGAAAAAGAAGAAAACCCGACAGAGUUUGUAACAUCCAGCACUGUUAUG